Molecule: messenger RNA, 2754 nt
Organism: Amphiprion ocellaris (clown anemonefish)
Lineage: Eukaryota; Metazoa; Chordata; Actinopteri; Pomacentridae
Gene: kat7b
Product: K(lysine) acetyltransferase 7b
Exons: 14
Coding region: 171-1838 (555 amino acids)
Biological process (GO): regulation of DNA-templated transcription
Cellular component (GO): nucleus
Molecular function (GO): histone acetyltransferase activity; zinc ion binding
Source: RefSeq, a predicted model, not a curated record
UCCUCGGUCUGUCUGUGUCUGCGUGAGGAAUGUGGCGCGACAGACCCAGGCAACGCUGUGUACAUAUCAAGUAAUACUAAAAAGGAGGCAAUAAAUACUAUUUUCCGUCGUUUUAUCCGACGUUUACUGGGUUUUACUGUUUCUUUGAAAUAGCAGCCACCGGGGAGAACAUGCCUCGCAGACGACAGAGACACAUGGCUGGGAGUGGUUCAGAUGGAACUGAAGACUCAGACUCCUCCGCUGAAAGAGAACAGACCAAUAGUUCAGAAAGUGAUGGAAACAUGCCCAAGAGACAGCGCCUCACCAGAGCCUCCACUCGCCUUAGCCAAAGCUCUCAGGACACUCCGGACUUGAAGCGAGCUGCGGACCAUGAUGAAUCUCCACCGUUGACCCCCACAGGAAAUGCACCCUCCUCUGAAUCUGAGCUGGACAUCUCCAGCCCCAAUGCCUCUCAUGAUGAGAGCCAGGCCAAAGACCAAGCCAACAGAGACUCUGACAAGGACCUCUCUCAUCGACCCAAGCGCCGCCGCUGCCACGAAACCUACAACUUCAACAUGAAAUGCCCAACUCCGGGCUGUAAUUCUCUUGGCCACCUAACAGGGAAACAUGAACGUCAUUUUGCUGUAUCAGGUUGCCCUCUAUACCACAAUCUUUCUGCCGAUGAGUGCAAGGUAAAAGCCAUCAGUCGUGAGAAACAGGAAGAGGAGGUGAAGGCACAGGAAGAGAGCAACUCACGCCAUGCAACUCGUCAUCAGACACCAACAUCCAAACAGAGCAAAUACAAAGAGCAGGUGGCUGAGAUUAGGAAGGGGCGAAACUCUGGCCUUCAGAAGGAGCAGAAAGAAAAGCACAUGGAGCAUCGGCAGACACAUGGCAACACCAGAGAGCCGCUGCUGGAGAACAUCACCAGUGAAUAUGACCUGGAGCUGUUCAGGAAAGCCCAGGCGCGUGCAUCCGAAGACCUGGAGAAGCUGCGUAUCCAGGGUCAGAUCACUGAGGGCAGUAAUAUGAUCAAGACCAUCCUGUUUGGCCGCUAUGAGCUGGACACCUGGUACCAUUCGCCCUAUCCUGAGGAGUAUGCUCGUCUGGGUCGUCUCUACGUCUGCGAAUUCUGCCUCAAGUACAUGAAGAGCCAGACUAUUCUCAGAAGACACAUGGCCAAAUGCGUGUGGAAACAUCCUCCAGGAGAUGAGGUGUACAGAAAGGGGUCCAUAUCUGUGUUUGAAGUUGAUGGCAAAAAGAAUAAGAUCUACUGCCAGAAUUUGUGUUUACUUGCCAAGCUUUUCCUGGACCACAAGACACUUUACUAUGAUGUGGAGCCUUUUCUCUUCUAUGUGAUGACUGAGGCUGACAACACUGGCUGCCAUUUAGUCGGGUAUUUUUCCAAGGAGAAGAAUUCCUUCCUGAACUACAAUGUAUCCUGUAUACUGACGAUGCCACAGUACAUGAGACAAGGCUUCGGAAAAAUGCUCAUUGACUUCAGUUACCUGCUGUCCAAAGUGGAGGAGAAAGUGGGCUCACCAGAGAGACCUCUGUCCGAUCUGGGCCUCAUCAGCUACCGCAGCUACUGGAAAGAAGUGUUACUCAGAUACAUGUACAACUUUCAAGGCAAGGAGAUCUCAAUCAAAGAGAUCAGUCAGGAAACUGCGGUCAAUCCGGUGGACAUUGUGAGCACCCUGCAGUCUCUUCAGAUGCUGAAGUAUUGGAAGGGAAAGCAUUUAGUAUUGAAGCGACAGGACCUGAUUGAUGAGUGGAAAGCAAAGGAGAUCAAACGAGGCAAUAGCAACAAAACCAUCGACCCAAGCUCGCUAAAAUGGACCCCUCCCAAAGGGACAUAAGCACUAAGAUUCUCAGGCUACUGUAUAAAUUCACCUCCAGCCUCACCAGCCACAAGUAGCCUAGACCUAUGAACUGUCAGUAAAGAUCAGUGUUGUUUUUCUUUCACAUUUUUACCCUGUUAUGUCACAAAACUUUUUUUUUUUUUUUUAAACUUUUAUAUUUUGCUUUCAUUUAUACGUGAAGCGUCAUACGUUCCAAGUCGAUUGAUUUAACUCCCAACAGUUAAUAGUAGAGAGUUUGUCCUACUUGUUGAAAACUGCCUACGUCUACUUAGCUCUGAAUGUUAAAUGAUAAACAGUCCAGUGUGGUGGAUACAAUGAAUGUUUUGCUUUGCUCGUGCAAAAAAUACAUACUGAUAUUUGGCAGCAUUUACAGGUUAUUUUUUAUUUCUUACAGGCAAUGUGCAUUUUGAAGAUGGUACCUGUUCUUGUUUGGGAUUAUUCCAAUAUUUGUUGGCAUGAAUUGAAACUAUAAGCAGGGUGUAUUUUUAGGAGUAUGAUUUUUGGUAACGUCUUUGGUUGGUGUAAAAUUGUAUAGAUCAUAAUGAUGUGUAUUUUUGUUUCUCUCCAUCAGUAGAAGAUUUGGAUCCAUUUCUCUGGGGAACCUGCCAAAUAACGGGAAAAAACUCAGAUAUUUUUAGUUGAGAAUAUUUAAAAAAAAUGAACACAACACCACUGUAAGAAUGCACAUAGAAAUAAAACAACCUCAGGUUUUUUAUACUGAUACAAUCAUACCUUGCUUGUGUGGUUUCUCUGAACGAUGGGCUGCAGUGGUUGUUGCAGACGGAAUUGUUCUGGUUAAAGAUUCUGUAAUAAACAGAAAACAACAACUGUCUUUGCCUUGUACUUCUUAGCUGUUUAAUGUGUAUUAGCCAUUUGAUAUUUUUAAUAUCAAUAAAGCUGCCUUGAUAUUUUA